AUGGAUAAAGAAAGAGGAGGAGGGGAAUUAAAUAAAAGCCCAGAUAAAAAAGAUAAUGAUAUUCAAAAUAUAGUUAUUAUUAAUGAUCAUUCCGAUAUUAAUGACCAUCAAAAUAACAAUGAUAAAGAACCACUCUUAAAAAAACAACAAAAUUUAAAAAAACAAAUAGAUGAAAAUAAUUAUAUAAAUGGAUAUAAUAUAAAUAGUAAACGAUUAACUACAACAACUACAACAACGACCCAAAGUAAUAAAGAUACAAUGAUUAAUAUUGAAAAUUCACAACAAAUUUGUAAUAAUAGUAAUAAUAAUAAUAUAGAUAAUAGCAAUAAUAAUAAUAAUAUUAAUAAUAAUAAUAAUAAUAAUAAUUUAAAAAAGAAAAAUGAUAUGGUUAGAUCAUAUGAAAAUAAUAUAAUUUAUAAAACAGAAGGACCAUUUAAUGAAACUAUACCAAUUAUGAUAAAGGAUGAUGAAACUGGGCCAUUAAAUUUACCAUUUACAUUUUUAAGAGGAUUAUGGGUGAUCAUAUUGGUAGCUAUAUUUUUAUUAUUGGCAACAAGUUAUUUUAUAGAAUAUAGAUUUUUAGAUUUACACCCAAAUAAUAAUGGAGAAAGAGCAAUUCAUUACACAUUCAUUGCUACAAGACCAGUAGUAUUGGUGCCUUUGAUUUUCAUAAUUCCAUUAUAUGGUUUAAACGAUAGAAAAACAAGUAAAUAUAGUUUUUUCAUUGGUAUCGCCUUGGUAUUAAAUAUUAUAGGUGAUUGUAUAUAUUCAAUUCAAAUUAAUGAUCAACUUGAAAAUGUUGCAAAUAGUAGUGGUGGUGGUGGUACAGAUGGAGAUACAAAUUCUCGUCAAGAAAAUCAAAAUUUAUUAUUAAAUGAAAUGAUGUAUUUAUUCUCAUUAAUAUUUUAUAUGUGUUCAAGAUUAAUGUAUACAAUUGCAUUCUUAAUUGGUAUUGGAAAAAAUAUAAAACCAAGAUUAUUUCACUCAAUACCAUUUUAUGUUUAUUCAGCUACUUUAAUUUUAUUAAUUGUAUUUUCAAAAUCAAUUUCACCAUAUAUGAGUAGAAAUACUUUUCAACCAUUACCAGAUUUAGAACCAAAUAGUAAUAAUAAUAAUUAUAAUUAUAAUAAUAAUAAUGGUACAGUUAGUGGUGGUGGUGAUUCCGAUAGUUCAUCAGAUUUAACAGAUGUUGAUCCAGCUCAUUUCUCUUUAAUUUGUAUUUAUGGAUUUAUUGAAGCAACUAUGGUUUGGAGGGCAAUUUCAUUGACAUCAUCAUUCCCUGGUACAUCACCUUCGAAAAUGUUACUUUGGUUGGGUGUUUUAGGUGCUACUACAUUUGGUAUUGUCGAUACUUUAUUAGUUAUCAAUUCUUAUUAUCAUCCAAUCAAUGCUAUUUUCUAUUUAUCAACUGGUGGUAUUUGGUUAGGAACUUCAUUAAUAGUUUUUAGUAUUCCUCGAAGACCUGAUGUCAAAGAUUAUAUUUUUAAAGUAUUUAGAUUAAAUAAACGUGGUAUUAAAAUCAUUUCAAAAUCAAGAGCAUUUGAAAAUACAUUAGUUAAAGAAAAUAGUAUAAAUAGAAAAUCGAGUAUAAAUAAUUAA
Dictyostelium discoideum AX4 is the source of this 1599-nucleotide messenger RNA. RefSeq lists its product as hypothetical. The coding region runs from base 1 to 1599 and encodes 532 amino acids. NCBI's taxonomy places the organism in Eukaryota, Evosea, Eumycetozoa, Dictyosteliales, Dictyosteliaceae. The record is from RefSeq and is a predicted model, not a curated record. The transcript has a single exon. Gene Ontology annotation, biological process: chromatin remodeling.